This is a messenger RNA of Maylandia zebra (zebra mbuna), 501 nucleotides long. The record is from RefSeq and is a predicted model, not a curated record. Lineage: Eukaryota; Metazoa; Chordata; Actinopteri; Cichliformes; Cichlidae.
AUGAAUUUUAAACACAUUUUAACACAAUCGUGCAGCCCAAUACAAACUACAAGCCCACAACUUCUUGAAAUAAACACGAAUGAUUCAUGUUAUAAAUGUGAAGAGGGCUGGGAGCAACAUGGAGGAAAGUGCUAUUAUUUCUCCACCAAGUCAUCCUCCUGGAAUAAGAGCAGAACUGAAUGUAUCACUAAAGGAGGAGACCUGGUUAAGAUAGACAGCAGUGAGGAGCAGAUAUUAUUGCAGAAAAAAAAUGGAAAAUUCUGGAUCGGACUGACAGACUCAGCAGUAGAGGGCAGAUGGCUGUGGGUGGACGGCUCACCACUGAAUGAAAGGUUGACAUUUUGGUUCUUUACUGAGCCAAAUAAUAUACCCGUGCAAGAUCCUGAUGGAGAGGACUGUGCGAUGAUGGGGCACAAUGGGAUAAUGUUUUGGUUUGAUUAUUCCUGCAAAUUAACUCUUAGAAGUAUUUGUGAGAAAGCAGCUGUGGCUGUGUGCGUCUAA